Molecule: messenger RNA, 2066 nt
Organism: Anarrhichthys ocellatus (wolf-eel)
Lineage: Eukaryota; Metazoa; Chordata; Actinopteri; Perciformes; Anarhichadidae
Product: semaphorin-4B-like
Exons: 5
Coding region: 967-1686 (239 amino acids)
Biological process (GO): axon guidance; positive regulation of cell migration; neural crest cell migration
Cellular component (GO): plasma membrane
Molecular function (GO): chemorepellent activity; semaphorin receptor binding
Source: RefSeq, a predicted model, not a curated record
CACAAAAAAUCCAUGCGAUUAAUCGCGAUUAAAUAUUUUUUCGUUGCCCAGCACUAAUAAUACAUCAGUCACACAAGUAAAGCAAGUACUUUUAAUUUGAUUCUUACAUUUAGCCAAAAAUACUUUGUGUUUUUCCUGAAUAUUGAACACAGUACUCUGACUUGUAGUACUCUGACUUGUAGUACUCUGACUUGUAGUACUCUGACUUGUGGGUACUCUGACUUGUAGUACUCUGACUUGUAGUUCUCUGAGUUAUCUGACUUGUAGUUCUCUGACUUGUAGUUCUCUGACCUGUAGUUCUCUGACCUGUAGUACUCUGACUUGUGGGUACUCUGACUUGUGGGUACUCUGACUUCUCUGACUUGUAGUCCUCUGACUUGUAGUACUCUGACUUGUAGUUCUCUGAGUUAUCUGACUUGUAGUUMUCURACUUGUAGUUAUCUGACUUGUAGUUCUCUGACUUGUAGUUCUCUGACCUGUAGUACUCUGACUUGUGGGUACUCUGACUUGUGGGUACUCUGACUUGUAGUUCUCUAACUUGUAGUUCUCUAACUUGUAGUUAUCUGACUUGUAGUACUCUGACUUGUAGUUCUCUGWCUUGUAGUCCUCUGACUUGUAGUCCUCUGACUUGUAGUUCUAUGUAUUGUAGUUUUCUGACUUGUAGUUCUAUGUAUUGUAGUUCUCUGACUUGUAGUUCUAUCUUGUAGUUCUAUGUAUUGUAGUUCUCUGACUUGUAGUUAUCUGACUUGUAAUACUCUGACUUGUAGUUCUAUGUAUUGCAAUUUUCUGACUUGUAGUUCUCUGUAUUGCAGUUUUCUGACUUGUAGUUCUCUGUAUUGUAGUUCUCUGUAUUGUAGUUCUGUCUUGUAGUUCUCUGACUUGUAGUCCUCUGACUUGUAGUGGAGAUCUUCUCUUAAACGUGGUGUUUUGUGGUUUGGUCUCCUUCAGGAUGCAGAAAGCUUCUCGAUGGAGCUCCGUGACGAUGCUAAUGCUAAAGCUAAAGGUCGCUGCCCUCACAGUCCGGUGCAGAAGAGCUCGGCCAUCAGCGUCGACGGCGAGCUGUUCACCGCCACCACCACCGACUUCAGAGGAGUCAAACCGCAGAUUUCUCGACACUUCAGCAAAGAUGGCCGCCAAGACGUCAGCCAGGACUCGUCCGUCGGUCUGCUGGAGGAGCCAACGUUUGUCGGCUCGUCGUCCGACCCGUCGGAGAGGAAGAUCUACUUCUUCUUUAGUGAAGUGGGGAAAGAGUUCAGCUUCGUGGACGAGCUGAGGAUCCCCAGAGUGGCCCAAGUCUGCAAGGACGACGUCGGUGGACAGAGGACUCUGCAGAACAAGUGGACGUCUUUUGCUAAAGCCCCUCUGCUCUGUCAGCUGCCCAAACAGCUUCCCUUCAACCUCCUCCAGGACGUGUUCACCCUCCGGCCACCAGAGGGCAGCAACGCCUCGGACACGCUAUUCUACGGCGUCUUCACGUCUCAGUGGUCCUCGGGUCCAGAAUCUGCCGUGUGUGUCUUCAGGCUGCAGGACUUCAGGGCCGUGUUCUCUGGGAGCUACAGGACCUUCAACAUGGACACCCACCAGCUGAGCUCAAUGCUGGGAAAGCACUCCUUCAUGGGACAGGUAAGCUCACUCUCACAAGAUCCUCAUAAAACACAUUUACUGGAGUUAACAUGGUCGCUAUGAGUGCUCGUUGUUUUAUAUGUUAAAAUAGAAACACUAAUCAGAGACACAAUAGACAAACAAAACAAACAGUCGUGAAUACUGUUAAAAAUAACAAACGUAUCUCCAGAUCUUCACUGUCACAUCCAGUAACUAUAACAAAUAUGUUAUUGUGUCUGAAGAUAUAAUAUACGACAUGUCACUGAUAAUAAAGGUUGGCUUCGUCUUGCUGUCACUAAACUGACAUUAUCAGUUUCUUCUUCUGUGUUUCUGCCCCCUGCUGCUCACACUUAGCUUCAGGCACUUUCUGUCUAAUCUAGAAUAAAUGAUGUAAAACUGCAACACAACAUAACGAACAACAUGCAUGUGCUUUAACACGGAGGUUACACGCAGCCUCCCAUUCA